Messenger RNA from Hyalella azteca, 6921 nucleotides. RefSeq lists its product as uncharacterized. NCBI's taxonomy places the organism in Eukaryota, Metazoa, Arthropoda, Malacostraca, Amphipoda, Hyalellidae. The transcript has 2 exons. The annotation marks the transcript as partial. The record is from RefSeq and is a predicted model, not a curated record.
UUAUGACGACAUCAAGGCAGAACUCGAAAAGUCUCCCCAGAAUUACAACGAAAACUCCAAUCAGAGCUCGAUGAGUGACGACAAAACUGCGACAACCUUAAGUACUUCUCAGGUCAACGCCGCGUGUGGCGACUCCGACCUACGGAAUCUUGGAAGCAAUAGUAAAACCAGUUCUUACAAUGUGGAUUGUGGUAAUAAUGGCGAGCAUGAAAAGUUAACUUACCAAAAGGAAAGGGUGGAAGAUUGGACCCGAGAUGAUGGGCGUAUGGGAGGAACGGAGAAUCUCGCAUCUGACCCCUUUGGAUGCCAUUUUGUGACCAAUACCUGUUCUUCUUACUUUGAGGAGAGGUCUCUGCUCGCAGCGCAAGACAGGCAAGCUGCAGCUGAAAUGGGCAUCGUGGUCAAAGCGGAAACUGAUAUGAUUAAUCAAACCACCACCCCAAAAACUGAAUCAAACGUGAGAGAGCAAAUGGGUAACCCUGCUACACCUCAUGACGUUACUUUCUUCUCAGAAUACUCUGACAACAUUCAACACCAAAUGAAAAGCCAAAACAAAAUCACCGAACGAGACUCGCAACAACUGCAACCACCUUACCAGGAUACGACAAUGAAUAAAAGAACGUCGAUGGAGCAAUCCCUUUCAUCGGCUGAUAGAAAUAAACCUUCUAUCAGAGUGAACCGAUGCCACCAACGGUGCUUAGGGGAACCUAUGGAGUUUCAAAAUAACCGACAUCAGCAGCAGCAACACCAACAGCGUAAGCAGCAGCAUCCACAACAACACCAGCAGAAUGCACAGCAGCAACACCAACAGCAAGCAAGCAACGCUGUUUGUUCAAAUCCUUAUGGAAAUAACUUCGGAAAAACGGAAAGUGAUCCCAUGCUCUUGAGCGGAAGUGUCGAUCCUAAUGACUCGAGUAACAUAUUCUCAGACAUAAACUUUGCCAAAACUGAUAACAACAUCCCACCAUUAACUUUUGAAGAUCUCAAUCCCAUUGAAUCAAUUUCUUUUGACAUCGGUGUUACUUCCUUGAACACGAACAUCUUGGACCUUGAAAACAAAGAAGAAAACUUAAUUUCAGGUGCCUUGGGCCUAGAAGUAAGCAGCGGGUACACAGCUCUUGAUUUCGAUGCUAUCAAAACAGACGGGGAAACAUUUCCCGAUGCUUUCGGCGAUUCUGGCAGCGACGAUUUCCUAAAACUAGAUAUAGAUUCCAAUCAGUUCUCUCAACCGAGCGUGUUAAUCGGUAACAUUAUGGGCAGAGGACCACGCAUUGAAAGUAAGAACAUUAAAAGUAACCUCUCUGGUGAUGAAUAUGGAAACCAGCCGAUACCAAACAAAAACGUGUCUCAAGACAAAAAGCUGUAUGGAACUCUCGAGUCGUUGACGCCGGCCAACAAGACUUAUCAAGAACAAGUACUCAACGUUUUCGCUGAAGAUGAAACGUCGUCGAGUCAAAACGCCUCUAAUGAAGGUGGCAGGGACAUUCCCAGAAAAUCCUGCAAUCAGGGUGAAAAUUCAAAACUAAGGAACCUACUUGAGAAAGACUUGAAAGAGCCAACAAAGGAAAACCUCAAAGACUCUUCAAACAAAAAAGAUCUUUGUAAUAAGAAAAGUAGGAUCGAUCAUAGGGAGAACCAUGCAGCGCAGCAUUCAGAGUCUGUCAAACAUCAUCAGGCAGAGUCAUCGUCGUGCAGGCAACAACUGUCAGAUGUGCAAGAAACGAUCAAUUGGUUUCCAAACAAGCAGAAUCAACAAAUGCAGCCGCAGCAGAACCAACAGCAGCACCAGCAAGAUCAUCAGCCAACGCAUCAGAACCUCCAUCAACAGCAACAACGCCACCAUCAGCAGCAGAACCCACAGCAUCAACAACAGACCAACCAACAGCUAAAGACCCAACAACAGCAGCAGUCACAAAUCGUGCAGUUUCAAGACCAGCAUCACGACUCUGGACUUGACAAUCCUGGUCAGUACACGGUGAAGUCCAACUCAAGCAGGCAUGAACGACAUGAGAAACUACUUCUAGAAGAUGAAUACCCGAUCGUCAAAGAAGAAAAUGAUAGCAGCCAAGUAACUUCGGAUAAUAAUCAGCGGGAAUGCACACGCCACAACAACCCUGUUACAGGAUUCCACCUUACUUCCUCGCAGCAACAACACCAGGAAGUAAUUCUAAAUUCAAAACAGCUAACAAAAUUUGACUCCAAGCGAGGAGACAAACAGACAACUAUACACGAAGGCAAUGAAAUGCCUGAUCUUCGUUCCCACGAGCUACAAGAGUGGAGUAAUAAACGCACUGGAGCUGGAAACUUUGUUCAGUGCAAUCCACAAACCCUCGUUCAUGAGGAACAAUGUUGGUCAGAUGCUUACCAGGGCAAGAAACCAACUAAAACAGAACUGGGAUGGACACCUAAGCUUGCGGAAACAACAGCACCCUACACCAAUAAGUCUGGGAAGCAAAGCCAACUGCAGUCUUUCCGUGAACACAUUACUGUAGCUCGAAACAGCCGUGAAAAUUCAUACCAGCAACGACAGCAGGAACACAUUCAAGCUCGAUUCACGUAUCAAGUACAUGAAGAUAGGAAAUUUGAACCUCAAAUAACGCUCCAAGAAAGCCAAAGGCGUGCCGAACAAAAGGGCAUUGGAGAUCUGAUUGUUGAAAAUCAUCUCGACAGUAACACCUCGAUUCAUAGGCAAGUUGGAAGUGAUCAAAGAUUGAACUACACCUUAUCCCACUAUAUUCCAGGUGUGUACAGCUUCCCUGAAACAUGUGCUGUACCGCAAGAGGCUACACUGUGUUCUCCUUACAACGUGAUGCAUAUGAGACCUACAGUUCUUGGAGGAGCUCCUUUCAUUUCAAACGAAGUUCCCCAAACCCUUUCACGCGAGUACUACACGGCUUGUAUUCCAGACCGUGCGAUCGGCACUGGAUUGCAGAUACAUAGUCAAAAAAGAACGAUCUAUUCCCAGCCCAUAGCCCCUCUGCAAGGUUCCAACAGUGAGAGUACCAUGAUUGCCAAUUAUGGUGGCGAUGAACAAGAUUCAAGACAAAACGGAAUGGACAAAUGUACUACCAACCCUGUCGACCAACCUGAUCAUUUUCAGGUGGAUGGUCGUAGCGUGACUCAACUCCCCAACACCUACCUUGACAAGAAUAUGAACCAAUUCUCUCUCAACAAAGCAGUCGCAACAAAUCAAGAUAAAAAAGGUUACUACGCUAGUCUUACUUGGCAGUCAUCCAAUCAAAACGUAGCUCAGCAACUGGGUAAAAACUCAAAUGUUGUGGAUCUCUACACUCAGGCUCAGUUCCUAGUCAACCAGCGUCCAUCCCAGAAAAUGAACGCUACAAUGAGUCGUAAAAACAACGUACAGGCUGACGCCAACCAAACAUACCCUUCCGAGGCACAAGGUGUCGGACACCAGAUGAACGACCAGUCACAUAACUUCUCUCAGAUGUCCAUACAUUCCCGGAAUGAUUCUAAGCAUCAUAAACGCUCGAAAGAGAAAGGUAUAAGUUCAACUAGUGACUUCUUCCAGGGGUUAACCAAUCCCAUUGAGAACGUCCAACAGGAAAAAUUUUCGAACAAUCUACGCAACUUUAACGAGUUAACGCAGAGGCAAAAUCAAGAUGGAUAUCGACAGUCUAACACUGACAACUACUAUCACUCCAAGGGCUCAAAACGGGAGCACAGAGAACAGGAAAAAAAUAUGUCUGAAAGGCUCCACAGUGGAACAGAAAUGACUUUGCAAUCGCAUUCACAUACUUCCAACUCUUCAGUAGCAAACGCAAGUGACAAGACAAAGUCGUCGGACAAAUCAAAACAUUCCCAGCAAGGAUUUUCCAAACUCCAACAACUUGACUCUAUUCUAAGUUCUUCCUCGCGUCAUGUAACUUCUUCCACUUCGGAUUCCAAGUGCUCAUCCUUGGAGUUUUCCCUCGAAACUGAAUUCGUGGGUGGGUCUAAUCAACAGACGGAUAGCCAAGCAGACACGCAAUCAAGACCUAAUCAUCGAGAUUACGGAGACCGACCAAAGACGUCAACCAACCUCGAUACGAAAACGGACCAGAAACAUGAUUUGUCUGAACUUUUUGGCGAAGAAGAGUACGCAUUGCCAAAGCAUCUCCCUAGACUCUGGGUGUCCAACCGACAACGGCAUCAAGCUGAUGCACACCGAAAGCACCGCACCAACAAGCAGAAGAAACGUACCAAGGAUGACAAAGAAAGCUUCUCCGGUCAUCACUCUAAUAACCUGCAGCAGGAAAAUUCGCCAAACAAAGAGCGACCGCCCUGUGAAGAUGGACAGGAACGUCAAAACAGGACAGAGGGUAACGAGUUCUGCAAAAGGUUAGAGACAUCCAAAUCUUUCCGGUUCAAAAAUUCGAGAGAGAACAACAUGUCAGCCGGCGUCUCUUGUUCUGAUUAUUCAAAAAAGGAUGAGUGUGAAAAAGCAGUUCAAGGCAGUUUUUCGCUGUCAACUUCAGUAAAGUUUCCAGACGCUCUUUCGUCGGACGACCAAAUUAACAAUGGAUCCCAAUGUGGGCAAGCUGGACGAUCUACCGAAACAGGGGGAACCCAGUGUCAUCUAGGUGGAGGUAACGUUGAGAGUUUGAGACCGAAGCAACAAAUCUGUGAAAAGAAGAUGUCGACAGAAUCUAAAAACCAGUCUCUCAAUGGUAACGAAUUGCAUCCACCGAAAAGCAGCGACAUUACCGUUCAACAAGAUGGAGUUGGGCGAAUCACCUAUUCUCAAGAUGAACCCGAGAUGAAAGACGUGACAAUAUGCGCCGGGUCUCAAAAUUUUUCUACCAUAAAUUUUGAGGAGUACGAAAUGAUGCAAAAAUGCAACACUUUUUCACCUAGCAAAGAGACACCAGGUCGAACAGAACUGCAACGAAAGUCUCCAACUGCAUUCAGUACCGCCACUUUUGAAAUCCAACCAUCAUUCACAAGGAAGGCGGGUGGAGUUGUCCAAAAUUCAGAAACAUCACCAUGUGAAUUAGAAACUUUUGUCAAGUGCGGUGAUACACUCGAUAGUUUUUUGAGGCAUCGAAAUAGAGUUGAAGAGAACCAGCAAAACUCAUAUCAAUGCAAUUACCAACCAGGAACGGAUUCCACACUCAACGACAUGCAGAAAGCCCGAAAUCAUCAGGUCCCAAACGUGGACCAAAAACCUGUGCUAUGUUUGGCACAGGGGCAAAUGGGUGGAGCUAUUAACGCUUCUUGUUUUCGAAGAGCGACCAUCGGCAACAGUUCCCUCAGGUUCGAUUGUGUGGUCAAAGCAUCGUCACAAGAAAGUAUUCCUGAAAAUGUUAAUGCAAAAGUUUCACAGAAAUAUCGAAUGCCGUUGGGUGGUCUCCAAGAUCGUUUGUCAGCAUCGCUCCCAGAAAUACCGAUUUCCACACAAACGGGGCUGCCAAUUGCACGAAUCUUCUGUGUCGCAGAGCGGGCUAAUGAAAACUUGAAUCCCGUAUCGAAGAAUUUAACUCAGCAAACUUUCUACACAACCCACGAGCAAGCGACUGCAACGCAGAACUCAAACAAACUUCCUGAAAAUUCAUAUGGAUGUUUCAUCUCUCCAACUGAAAGAAAGCCUAUUGGUACAGCUUUUUUUCAUAUGCCUUCUUCGCCGGCUAUAACCCCUUCUCCAAUGUCCCCGAUGAUUUAUGGGGCACCGUCACCGAUGGUCCAGUCGCCAACAUCACCCAUGGUUUACCCUCUGGCAUCAUCAGCUUACGCAUAUUCUCCAGUUUCUCCUAAAACUAGCUCAAUGAGGUCUCUGCCGUCCCCUAUGGUUCAGUCCCCGUUGCCUUACGUUCAGAUAAUUACCGCGGUGAGUGGGACUACACAGCCAAUGUCUCCAAUGGCACACAACUCGGCAUCACACCCAAAAGCCUGCGCUUGUGGAUACUGUAAAGCUACAUGUUCUCCAUCCCGAUCUUCAUCCGUGGGACAAUCAAUUAAGUCGUCUUAUACCCGAAGGUUAAAUUCAAACCAAGCCGUUGGGGUAUCGACUCCAGUAACUGAUUAUGAGCACCAGAACAACUUUCAGAGACGCGUGGGUAGUUAUUUCCACACUGCUAAGCUGAAUCGAGGAGACGACCCUACUCUGCAGGUUGACACGGGUGGUGGUGGUGCUUUUGGGAUUCAGCGGAAUUCAAUCACAAGUAAUGACCAGAAUAGAAGCCCAUCGUUUGGACCCGGGAUUAACAUGCCUAGCCGUGAAAUAAGAGAAGUGGUCAUGUCACGCUCGAGUUCGUUUCCUUCGCCAAAACGGCUUCAACACAUAUCAGCUAUGGCUUCCGAAGUGGCUUUGGAUUCCACUCCUUCUGUUAACGCCAAUUUGAAUCCCGUAGGUCAGAAUACCAUUAUAAAAUCAGCAGUAGUUGGAAAACAUCGUUGAAGAAGAUUGAUUUCAAGAAGACAACUCCAUUAUCAAAUAUUUUAUUGCGUCCUAACUUCAAUAAUAAUUUAAGUCAUUUAAUGUAACGUAAACUCAGAAAGAUGAAUAGGUCAUACUGUCCAAAUAAUGACUCAUUUUCUUACCCACGGUGCGAGCAUCGGGCAACACUGUUACUCCAUUCUAUGAGCCAAAAUGUUAUCAGUUACUCUAUCUUAUUUUUUGUGGGUCUAGAUGACCCAGACAGGCGCAAAAGAGUUUAUCAAAAUUUGGACAAAUACUCACUAAUUUCUUUCCCUGAAACAUCCACAGAGACUUUGUGUAGUGGUAGCUUCACCGAAAUGAAGUGAGAUUUUCGUGGGUUCGAGCUUCGGGAAGCUCAGUAGUGCAUUUCACGAUGUCACUGUUGGGCGGUGCUUGGUAGCCGUCAAUGAGUGGUGCAUCAGCAUGGUCUUGUGUUGGUACUCUCUAGGUACUUGUUACCUAGGGAGAUAUUAAAUUCUUUAAAUCCACCCCUGUUUAUUAGU